UCGUGAUCGAAUCGAAGAAUUCCCAGGGGAAAAGACUUUUUAAAGUCUUAAAAGACUGGAAGGUGGACUAUAUGAAUGUUCAUUAAAGUCACAAUUGAUAGAGGUAAGCUACUGGUGAUCUUUAUUUUCCUUAAAAUCUAAGUAGCAUAAUUUCGGUGACAGAGAGCAUAAUUUUCAGAAAGUAGCAUAAUUUUGGCAUAAUUUCUAAAACAUAUGAGCACUGCUAAAAGCAUAAUAUACUUUUUUUUCGGGCACAAUCUACCAAAGCCUAGGCCAAAUGGUACAGAAAUUUCCUGGUAGAGUUGCUGAAUUCCCAAAAAUCGAACCAUUCAACCGAAAAUUACGGAAAUUCCAGGACGAAAAUGAAAUGGAACGGAAAUUUCCAGGAAAAUGUUUUCAAAAACCUGGGUGUACUUCAGAAGGUUGUCCUCUUUUUCGGAAAUUAUUUUGGCUACGAUCACAGCGAGUUGGACAUCGCACGCAAGGAUGACGGGGACGCGUAUUCGAAAAUGAAUUAAUAUUUUUUUCUUAAGUAUCUUGCUACUAAUUGUGUGUCGAUAAAUACUUGCUAGCUACAGCUAAAUGCGCCAAAAAAGCUUUUAGUUUCAAUAAAAAAAAUAGGUCCCCAUGGUGUACUUGUUUGUUUUGCAUAGGUUGGCUAAGAAAUGUACGAAGAUUUAUAACGCGUGCAGAGCCAUUGUGCCACUCAUUAACCCUUUGUUUUGCGACGUUUUCGCUGUCGUCGUUGUUUGUAUUUAAGGGUCCCUGUUGUUGUGGUCUAAAAGUCGAGAUGUCGACGUAUCAGUGUUUUGUUUGCUCCUAUCUUUGCGAUUUAAAUCUCGAAGUCAUUGAAUAAUUCCAAGCAAACAAAAGUGCUGGAGAGUCAGCCAUUUUCAAUUUUCCAGGGAAUAAUUGCGAAUGGAACGGGCUUAUUGUUUUCCACUCUGCUGCAGUCAACCGGAAAAUUCUGUUCCAUUCGCCCUAGGAAUUUUCCUGAAAAUCACAACGGAAUUUUUGGUCGGAUGGAAAGCGCGCCGCUCUAGGAAAUGUUUCCUAAUUGCUGCAAAAAGGAGGACAUUUGCGAGAGGUAUUUUCGAACUUGCAAACAUUUUUUCUUGGAGAAAGACAGCUUUUAAUGCAGUUUGGAAAUUCAACAGUUAACCGAUUUUCUGAAAACUUCCACAAGAAAUUUCCGCAACAUUCCUUCAUGUUCUCUAAAUUUCCGGAAGCGCCCCUCACUAGCUAAUUGUAGCCGCUACGUUCUUGCGUGACUCAGUUGGUUUAUAUUUAACGUCGAUCUCACGUUGCGAAAUUAUACAACCGGAAACACGCAGACUGGGAAACACGCAGACUGGGAAACACGUUCGUGGCACUAAAAGCUGCUUUAAGGUCCAAUAAUGCAGGUGUUAAUCAUAACUCAGCACACAUUUGCUGGCCGAGCAUAGUUCUUCCUAACCUUCAAAACAAACAGACUUGUUUGGUGAUAAUUCGACUUUACAUGUUACGGCGAGAGUGAAACCAUUCGGGAGAAAUCAUUUAGGAGAAAGAGACAAAAGACCAUUCCAGUUCGGAUUUGGACUUCUAAAGCAUGGCUUUGUUUGCAGUGGGAACCGUUUUCACCCUGCUUAUGGUGCUUCAAACACAUGUUGCAGUAGGAGGAGUUGCAACACCGAAACUUCAUCACCACAUGACGAAGAGAGAAAUUGAGUAUUUCUUUAAUGUAGAUGACCACGACAAAGUUCCCGAGUACCACUUGACUAGUCCGUACCAAUCGAACGACGCGGGAGACUUCGUGUCGUAUUCCUUGCAUCCAACUAGAGAAAAACGAAGUACUGGACGGGCAUUCGAUCAUUCCUUUUAUAAGCUGGAUGCAUUCGGAUCAAAACUUCACUUGAAACUGAAAAAGAAUGAGCACUUGAUGGCUCCGGGCAUGAAAGUUAGCAGGGAGAACAUUGACGGUACAGUGACGUCACAUCCAGCUACAGAAAACACAUUUUAUCUGGGGAAUGUCGUUUCUGAUCCCCAGUCCACGGUCGCAGUUAGGAACGACGGAGGUCUGACUGGUAUGGUGAAGACAUCACGAGACACACUUUUUGUGCAUCCUCUUCCCGAACAUUUGGCUAAACACGUGACCAGCAGCGAUGGUGCCACACCCCAUCUCGUGUACAGGCGAUCUUUUCGAGAGGACGAUGUCUCUUAUAAAGAUGAUGCCUUGUACCCAGAGAGUGAAGAUGAGGAAAAGAGCCGCUUGGGAAGAUCCUUGGACGCGGAAGAUUCCCGGAUUCCAGUUCCAAAAUUCAAAACCCUUAAAGUGGCAUUGAUGUGUCCGCCGUCUUUCGCUGCAAAAUAUAAUUCAGGAAAAUUGAAUGUUACUACGGGAGGUGUCGAAAGUUAUCUCCUUAUACUUGCCAAUAUAGUAGGUUCUGUUUUUGUGUUUAUUUUUAGGAUUACAUAGAAAUAAGCGAGGACCCUAGAAAUUAGGAAUUACUCUCCGCUUAUAUUUUCUUUGUUUGAAUUUUUGUCUUCUUUAAGAACCUUUUUUUACGAGAACGUCGAGCCUGAAGUUAAAUGAUUAAUUUGAAGAAUAUACUAAGAACACAUCCCAGUUAUCAGGGGAGGUUCAUUUUGACAAUACUAAAUUGGUUCUAAGCAGGGCAAUAACCAAAUGUUUUGGAGGAAAUUUUGAACAUAAACGUCGAGCUCGUGUUAUUGGAUGGUUCAUUGUCGUCGAACAUCUUCCUAUUUAUGAAUGAAACUUAAGAUACCUCACGUAAUAUAUCAAACGCGAGAGACAGUGCUUCAUCGGGAUAUCCAAACAGCGAGA
This is a messenger RNA of Orbicella faveolata, 2824 nucleotides long. RefSeq names its product A disintegrin and metalloproteinase with thrombospondin motifs 6-like. The record is from RefSeq and is a predicted model, not a curated record. Gene Ontology annotation, biological process: proteolysis; extracellular matrix organization. Gene Ontology annotation, molecular function: calcium ion binding; metalloendopeptidase activity. NCBI's taxonomy places the organism in Eukaryota, Metazoa, Cnidaria, Anthozoa, Scleractinia, Merulinidae. Gene Ontology annotation, cellular component: extracellular matrix.